This is a messenger RNA of Cololabis saira (Pacific saury), 1521 nucleotides long. RefSeq names its product mitochondrial ribosomal protein S9 (gene mrps9). Gene Ontology annotation, molecular function: RNA binding; structural constituent of ribosome. The transcript is spliced from 11 exons. Gene Ontology annotation, biological process: translation. The record is from RefSeq and is a predicted model, not a curated record. The coding region runs from base 20 to 1174 and encodes 384 amino acids. Lineage: Eukaryota; Metazoa; Chordata; Actinopteri; Beloniformes; Belonidae. Gene Ontology annotation, cellular component: mitochondrial small ribosomal subunit; ribosome.
CGUCACCGCUGCAGGAAACAUGGCGGCGUCCGGUGUGCGAGCCGUGGGAUUAUUCCUGGGGAAAUGUGGGAAUUACAGCACGGGUAUAAACACAGUCACCUCGCAAAUCAGCCGGCAGGUGCUGAGCCGGCAGAUCUGUCUGAGUUCUGGUCUCUGCAGGAAGAACCAGGCGGCUGGAGGGACCCAGUACACGCCAGAGUUCUUCAAGAGCCAGAUAGAGGAGUUUGACAUCGGGAAACGACAUCUGGCCAACAUAAUGGGAGAAGACCCUGAGAACUUCACCCAGGAGGACGUAGACAGGAGCAUCGCCUACCUCUUCCCCUCCGGCCUGUUUGAGAAGAAAGCUCGGCCCGUCAUGAAGCAUCCUGAGGAAAUCUUCCCGAGGCAGAGAGCUGUCCAGUGGGGAGAAGACGGCCGGCCGUUCCACUUCCUGUUCUACACCGGCAAACAGUCCUACUACUCCUUGAUGCAUGAGCUCUAUGGCAAAAUGCUGAACAUCGAGAAGUACCAGGACCGCCUCCGAGCCAAGGGACUCUUCUCCAAAGAUGCCAAGCAGAUCUCUCUGGGGACGAGCCGGUGGCUGAUAAAGGAGGAGCUGGAGACGGUGGUGGCCGAGAGCAUCUCCUCCCAUGACUACGACCGGUUCAUCCAGCUGAUGGAGCGGCUGCUGUCCAUGCCCUACAGCAGCACGGAGGAGGAGUUCAUCCAGCGCUACCGCCGCCGGCUGGAGGCUCAGUCCAGGCAGCAGAUCGUACCGCCGCUGCAGACGGACGACAGAGGAGUGGCCUUCAGCACCUCAGACGGUCGGAGGAAGUCGUGUAACUCGUCUGUUAUUCUCCGAGACUGCGGCUCCGGACGCAUCACCAUCAACGGUCAAGACUACCUGCAGUUCUUCUCCGUCCUGCAGGACAGGGAGCAGCUGAUGUUCCCGUUUCAGUUCGUGGGCCUGCUGGGACGCUUCGACGCCGACUGCAAGGUGAGCGGCGGGGGCCGGACGGGCCAGGCGGGGGCGCUGCGGCUCGCCAUCUCCCGCUCGCUGCUCAGCUUCCUGUCGGAGAGAGAAGGGGAGAUGAUGAGACAAGCUGGCCUGUUAACAGCUGACCCACGAGUGAGGGAGAGGAAGAAGCCGGGCCAGGAAGGAGCACGACGCAAGUUCACCUGGAAGAAACGCUGAUUUGGACCAGAGAUCUUACCUGAACUGAAAUGUGAGAACAUGUGCAGCUUUGGAACCACAUGAACAUCAACCUCCUGUUUGAGAUGCUCAAGCUGCAGUGAGCGCCCUCAGCCACCAGAUGGAGCUGUUUAAUAAGAAGUGGUAUUGUGUUGUUUGUCAAUAUAUAAAUAAAUACAUUUAAAACUUUUCAUAUUAAAAAAAAAGAGGAAUGGAUCCUUUCCAAUGUUUUUUUUUCUUUUAACUGUGUAUUUUGACCUGCCACUUACUAGGUUAUAAUGUGUUUAAAAUAUGAGAUUGAUUAAAACCAGUGAACGGAGACCAAAAGGCGUUAUCGGGGAUAUUUGAGG